CGGGCAGGCGGCGCUAGGCGCUGUCCUGGGUGUUGAAGCCUGCGAGGGCUUUGGCGGUGCUGCAGGAGCGCUGGGCGAGAGGGAGGGAGGCCGGCCCGCGGAGCGGCCGCUGCUGCCGCCGCUGCCUCUGCGCCCCUUCCCGCCCCGGCCCAGCCCUCCCGCUCCCCUCCCUCCCGCACCCGCUCCUGCAGCGUUCCUCCUCCCCCUGCACGCGUCGGUCCAUCCCUCCCUUCUUCCCUCAGUCCGUCGGCGGGUCACCCAGCCCUCACCAUUCCCUUCAGCCUCCCUCGGUGCCAGCAGCGGACAUGGAGUGAGCUCCCCGGGCCGGAGCGACGGAGCGAGAGAGCGAGCGAGGCGCAGCGAAGAGCCGGGCGCAGCGGGCAGUCUGCGAUGGGCCGGGCGUGAUGGGGUCCCCGCCGCGCUCCGUGGCCCCGGGGCCGCCGCCGCCGCCGCUGCUGCUGCUGCUGCUGUCAGCCUUCCCCGCCGCCGCCGCCGCCGCCGCCGCUGCCUCCGCCCGCGGCCGCCCGCUCCCGGGGAGGUUCGGCUGUUUGUUUGAGGACGACCUUUGCAGACCAUUUGAAAUCUGUGUAAAUGAUGGAGUGUUUGGAAGAUGCCAGCAGGGGCCUGUGAUAGACACAUACCGAUAUGAAAUUUCACCCCCAGUUCUUGAACAUCUAAGGACCAUCUUGCAGAAGCUCUCCCACAGAGGUUUCACUUGGCAAGAUGAUUAUACCCAGGGCACAGUAGAGCAGGAGCUUGAAAAUAUCCCCAAAAUCUACCAGUGGCAUCCUGAUUCUUUAGCAAGUGAUGGAAUCAACUCAAUCAGGACUUUGAAGCCAAAGAUUGAUAAUAAAAGACCAUCUUCCCUCGAAAAGGAUAUCAACUUGGCCAAGAGUCUUCAGCAGUAUCUCACUUACCUGAAAAUUCUUACCCGUGCCUCGACUCCCGAUGUAUAUGCCCGGAUUAAGAGUGACAAAGCUGCUCUUCAGAACAAUGUCUUUCCUGAAUAUCUACUAAACUACAUAGUCCAGAAGGCCAGAGGAAGUAGCCCCGAGCUGACCUAUGUUCCCAUAUCUCAUCCAAAUUAUCCUGAUAAUCCCUCCUUGAGGACCUUCAGUCAAAUCCAGCCGGACACAUUCUCCUACAACUCGGACCCAGAUCUCGACAAGCAGAAUCUGAUGGCUGCUCUCAAGGUCUACAUGGCCCAGAAGGAGAACCCUGACAAAGGCUCCAGUGGCAGGACUAGAGACGGCCCUCAUUUUGGUGAUCGAUUUCUCUCGCCAUACAAUGAAGCCUUCUCCAAAGAGGAAGAGAUGGAUGUGAAGGCAAAGCCACUUUUCCUUCUGCAAACGGGCUUGAGAGAGCUAAGACCUGGUUCUGGAUUGUCAGUUCAAAAAUUAGUGUCUGUUCCUGGGGAUACUAAGGACUCUCAGAACACACUGGAAGAAACCUUAAUUCAGAAUGUUCUGAAGGACUUCAGGAAGCAACAGGGGAGUGUGGAUAAUCUGAGUCCUUUGGAGCUGGCAAAGGUGGCUGAUAUGAUUGCAGAGACCAUGCAAAGUUCAAAUACAGAAGAGGUGCCAGGAAUUGUGGGAGUUGAAGCUGAAGGAGAACAAAGGGAACAAGAAAUGAAAGGGAUUAACAGUCCAGAAUCAAAAGACUACCAGGAUGGUUUGAUGGUUGAAGAUAAUUUACAAGGUAGCAGAUUGCAGGAAAGUGAUGAUAGAGUUGAUGAGAAGGUAAAAGCUUUGGAUACCCAUUUGGGGAGCCUGGAGAAUGAGCAGGAGACUCAAUAUCUGCCUGAAGGACUCCCUUCUGAAAAGCCCUUUAAAAUAGAGACCAAAAAAUCAGAAGAUACAGAAUCUUCCUUUUCCUCUGAAGAGGAAAAUGCUGGGAUUGAAAAUGUGAAAAGUAAGACCUAUUCCCAAGAACUGACAGCAGAGAAGAAACCAAAUGCUGACCCUGAGGCCAAUGAAUUCCUUCAGUUUCAAGACUGGAUGCAGGGUACUCUGAAACAAGAUGAAAGGCUUGCCGAAGAACCUCCAAAAAUUCCUGAGGAAGGUUUACAAUUAGAAGUGAAGUCUUCUGAUGAGGAAGAAUAUGGUUACAUUAUGACAGAAAAAGACCCUCUGAGUGUGGAGAAGGGGAAGAAGUUGAUCAAGGCUCUGGAAUAUCUAUUGAAGUUGCCCCCUGCCACCAUUGUGGAUGUCAGUGUGCUGGGACCAGCAGUGACCUUCAAAGUGAGCUCCAGUUUCCAAAACAUGACAACGGCAGAUGUUGCAAAGGCAGCAGCUGACAACAAAGACGAGCUUGAAAAAGCCUCAGGACUGAAAAUUCUUCGAACAGGAAUUGGAUCGAAAAGCAAAGUAAAGCUUUUGCCUCAUGGAGUAGAGCAAGAAGACUCUACUAAAUUCAUCAUUCUCACCCUGAUCUCUAUUGCUUGCAUCAUUGGGGUCCUCCUAGCUUCAGGGGUCCUCUAUUGCCUCCGCCAUAGUUCUCAUCACAAGCUGAAGGAGAAGCUUUCAGCACUAGGAACUGAUUCAGGCUCUGAUGCCACUGCUGCUUACCAGGAGCUAUGCCGUCAGCGCAUGGCUGUCAAGACAUCUGAUCGCCCAGAGCCACUGCACACUUCGCGUAUCAAUAGUGUUUCAUCACAGUUCAGUGAUGGACCCAUUCCUAGUCCCUCUGCUCGGAGCAGUACUUCUUCCUGGUCUGAAGAACCAGUGCAGUCCAACAUGGACAUCUCUACUGGCCACAUGAUCUUGUCCUACAUGGAAGAUCAUUUGAAGAAUAAGAAUCGACUGGAGAAAGAGUGGGAAGCACUCUGUGCUUACCAAGCUGAGCCAAACACAUCUCUGGUAGCCCAGAAGAAAGAGAAUGUGCAGAAGAAUCGUUCUCCUACUGUGUUGACAUAUGAUCAUUCCAGGGUACUUUUGAAAUCUGAAAAUAGCCACGACAAUUCUGACUACAUCAAUGCAAGUCCCAUUAUGGAUCAUGACCCUAGAAAUCCUGCAUAUAUUGCUACCCAAGGACCACUUCCAGCUACAGUGGCUGACUUUUGGCAGAUGGUCUGGGAGAACGGCUGUGUAGUUAUUGUCAUGCUGACACCCCUCACGGAAAAUGGAGUCAAGCAGUGCUACCACUAUUGGCCAGAUGAAGGGUCCAACCUUUACCACAUCUAUGAGGUAAAUCUGGUGUCUGAACAUAUCUGGUGUGAGGAUUUCCUUGUGAGAAGCUUUUAUUUGAAAAAUCUUCAAACCAAUGAAACCCGGACCGUAACCCAGUUCCAUUUCCUUAGUUGGUAUGACCAAGGAGUUCCUUCUUCUACAAGAUCACUUCUGGAUUUCCGCAGAAAAGUUAACAAGUGCUACAGGGGCCGUUCUUGUCCAAUUAUUGUUCAUUGCAGUGAUGGCGCUGGAAGGAGCGGCACCUACGUGCUGAUUGACAUGGUUCUCAAUAAGAUGGCCAAAGGUGCUAAAGAGAUUGAUAUUGCUGCUACCCUGGAGCACUUGAGGGACCAGAGGCCAGGCAUGGUCCAGACAAAGGAGCAGUUUGAGUUUGCCUUGACAGCAGUGGCUGAAGAAGUAAACGCAAUACUAAAGGCACUCCCCCAGUGAGUGAAGCUUUCUGAAGACUCAGAUCUCAUCUCAUCCUCCAUCCCUGUAAAUGUCGUUGGAAACUAUGACUUGACCUUAACUGUGUCUUCUAUUGUAAUCACAUAGUCAUAAGGUCUUCAAAAUGCCUAUAGUUAGUACAGUUUAGCAGUUCAGAUGUGUAUUUUUGUUUAAAUUUAAAAAAAAAAUAGAGAGAGAAAGAAACAUCCAGUGUUGGGAAAGGGGAGAAUAAUUCAUCUAUUCAUUUUUAUUUUUUUUAAAUAAUUUUUCACUUCCUGAAAGCACACAUUUCAUAUACAUUUCUUUUCAAAUAAUAUAAUAUUAGUAGUUCACUAAUUAGGAUAUUCUUAUGCUCUCAGAAAAGAAUGCUUAGUUUUCAUCUAUAACUUUCCAAAGGAAGACUGAUAGGGUCUUAAAUUAAAAACUCACAGAUAAAAUAUUGCAGUUAUAUGUAUACACACACACAAUACACAUACACACACACAAUACACAUAUAU
This is a messenger RNA of Sarcophilus harrisii (Tasmanian devil), 4111 nucleotides long. It is a transcript of the gene PTPRN2, whose product is annotated as protein tyrosine phosphatase receptor type N2. Gene Ontology annotation, biological process: protein dephosphorylation. Gene Ontology annotation, cellular component: secretory granule. The coding region runs from base 405 to 3617 and encodes 1070 amino acids. Lineage: Eukaryota; Metazoa; Chordata; Mammalia; Dasyuromorphia; Dasyuridae. The record is from RefSeq and is a predicted model, not a curated record. The transcript is spliced from 23 exons. Gene Ontology annotation, molecular function: protein tyrosine phosphatase activity.